Molecule: messenger RNA, 1308 nt
Organism: Penicillium angulare
Lineage: Eukaryota; Fungi; Ascomycota; Eurotiomycetes; Eurotiales; Aspergillaceae
Exons: 1
Coding region: 1-1308 (435 amino acids)
Source: RefSeq, a predicted model, not a curated record
AUGGACUUCGUCUCCACCGUAUUAGCACUACCAGUGCUCAUACUUAUCUCAAUCCCCCUCGUCACCUCAGCAUGUCUAACCAUCACAUUCGCCCUUUUCACUCUUCUCCUCCGACUAUCAGUCGUCUACCUUGAACUCGGUUACGCAAUAGUCGCCAACUUCUUCACCCUCCCGACAUCUACAACAAGUUCAUUCUUACCUUUCGCCCCCUCCGAACCACAAACACCAGUAUCCGGUAAUUCGAGACGAAACUCCGCCUACAGUCUCAUUCAGUCCCGUCGAAAUAAUGAUCCCAUCUCAUCAUGGACUUUCAACGGACUUCAAGAUGAUUAUUCUAAACGCAAAAAAAAGAAAAAUUACGCCCGGAGUAUGAUCGAGGCUCAUCAUCUUGCUUCAUCGUCGUCCUCGGUAGAGUAUACUCGUAUCCCUGUUAGUGGGGAUGAGAAAAGGGAUUUCGAAGGUGUGGGUGGUUGGCGCUCGUACCCUUCAUCGCGCUCGAAGCCGCGCAGUGUUAAUGGGGCUGAGAAGCCUCUUAGCUCGGCUUCUUCUUCAUCUGCUCAUAGUAUUCUUGGGGAAGGUGAGGGGGAUGUUAAUGAUGAGAUAGAUGCUGAUGAACGCGCUUGGAUGUCUUUAAAUGAUCGCCUUGAGCUUCCGUCUCAGGUUAUCACUUUUGGAGCUGGAUCUGCGACGCCAUCGGCUAUGAAUAGCCCGCGCACCGGGUCUAUGAGUAGCUCAUAUGCACUUAUGUCGGCUUCUUCAAGCUUUUACAAACCACCUUCGCAUUCAAAUGCACAUACACAUGUCAAUACCCAAUACCCAGCGCGUAGGCAUCAUCACCGCUCACAUACAACCUCUGCACUCUCUACGGCUGAUCUUCGGAAUGGAAGCGGUCUUUCCCUUUCGCUGUCUACGAGACCAGACCAUAUACCAAGUCGGUCGGUCUCACCGUCAACAGUACGGCAGUCCUUCAUGCAGCCUUACUCUCCUAUGCAACGAUCUUCCAUGCGCCCGCUACCGACUCGCACUGCGUCGCAUAUAGCUAGCUAUGGCGCUAGUGAGGUGAGUGGAAUGACCGGAGGAGGUGGUUAUUUUGCAUUUCCCAGGCCUGGUGGAGCUCCCGUAUCGUCCUAUUCGACUAUGGCGAGUCCUAUUUCUAGUCGAGGAGCUUCGCCUGGUGCUGGAGAUCGUGAUUCACCCUCACAGCUGACUCGUUUCAUGGCACAUUACCCUACUAGUGUGAGACAUCGGAGGCGGAGUCUCUCGGGUCCUCAUGCGUGGGGUGAUUCUAUUGGGGAGCGCCUGGCGUGA